This is a messenger RNA of Phycomyces blakesleeanus NRRL 1555(-), 1609 nucleotides long. RefSeq lists its product as hypothetical. Gene Ontology annotation, cellular component: cytosol; translation release factor complex. The transcript has 5 exons. Gene Ontology annotation, molecular function: sequence-specific mRNA binding; translation release factor activity, codon specific. Lineage: Eukaryota; Fungi; Mucoromycota; Mucoromycetes; Mucorales; Phycomycetaceae. The record is from RefSeq and is a predicted model, not a curated record. Gene Ontology annotation, biological process: cytoplasmic translational termination. Bases 1 to 1320 code for a protein of 439 amino acids.
AUGUCUACCAACGAACAAACCACCGAUGAGAACAUCGAAAUCUGGAAGAUGAAGAAGCUCAUCAAGGGUCUUGAGGCUGCCCGAGGAAACGGUACCUCCAUGAUCUCCCUCAUCAUUCCCCCUAAAGAUCAGAUUUCCCGUGUCGCAAAGAUGUUGGCUGAUGAAGCCGGUACUGCCUCUAACAUUAAAUCCCGUGUGAACCGUCUUUCUGUCCUUUCCGCAAUUACCUCUACCCAGCAGCGUCUCAAGCUUUACAACAGAGUCCCUACCAACGGUUUAGUAGUCUACUGUGGUACCAUUGUCACAGACGAAGGAAAGGAAAAGAAGGUCAACAUCGAUUUUGAACCCCACAAGCCCAUCAACACCUCCCUCUACCUUUGCGACAACAAGUUCCACACAGAAGCACUCUCAGAACUUCUUGAGGCCGAUGCCCGCUUCGGUUUCAUUAUCAUGGAUGGUAACGGUUCGCUGUUUGGUACCCUUUGCGGUAACACCCGUGAUGUUAUCCACAAGCUCCAGGUCGAUUUGCCCAAGAAGCACGGUCGUGGUGGUCAGUCCGCCCUUCGUUUCUCUCGUCUUCGUGACGAAAAGCGUCACAACUACGUCCGCAAGAUUGCCGAACUCGCCGUCAACUUCUUCAUUACUGCCGAUAAAGUCAACGUGACUGGUCUUGUUUUGGCCGGUUCUGCUGAUUUCAAGACCGAGCUUUCUCAGUCCGAUCUCUUUGAUCCUCGUCUGCAGGCCAAGGUCGUCAAGAUUGUCGAUGUUUCCUAUGGUGGUGAGAACGGUUUCAACCAGGCCAUCGAACUCUCAGCCGAAGCCCUCUCGAAUGUCAAGUUCGUCCAGGAGAAGAAGCUCAUCCAGACCUACUUUGACGAGAUUUCCCAGGACAGUGGCAAGUACUGUUUCGGUAUCGACGACACCCUCAAGGCUCUUGAGCUCGGUGCUGUCGAGAGUCUCAUCGUCUGGGAGAACCUGGAGACCAAGCGUUAUGUGCUCCGUGAUGCCAGCGGAGCCGAGCAUAUCAUCCACCCCACAAAGGAGGAGGAGAAGACCCGUGCCUUUAUGAUGGACACAACCCCAGAGGCCACACCCAACGCAGAGAUGGAAGUCGUCGAUGUCAAGCCGUUAUUGGAGUGGUUCGCUGAGAAGUACAAGGAGUUUGGUGCUGCGCUUGAGUUUGUUACCAACAGAUCCCAGGAAGGUUCUCAAUUCGUAAAGGGCUUUGGUGGUAUUGGUGGUAUCUUAAGAUACCGAGUCAACUUUGAACAGCUCAACUACGAAUCCGACGAAUUCUACUCUGACGACGACGACUUCUAAACGCAACUUAAUGUACCCUUCCCUCCUUUCCUUACACCAUCAAGACGUCUUUUUUUUUCUUUACCCUUCUUUUUCUUUUUCUUUUUUUCUUUUCUUUCUUGACUUCAAAAAAGGCAGGAUUAAAGAGAGAUAAAGAAGGAUGAAGAAAGAGUGUGUAUGUGUGGCAUUAAAGAAAUGUAAACAUACAAAAAAAGGAGCUUAAUUUAAAGCCACACAAACAAAGAAGUAGAUUGUAAAAGUGUUAUUGUUCUUAUUGCUGUUUUUAUAAAUGUGUUUUAUUUAAUAUGUU